CCUUUGCAGCUCUAGUGCUCUGGCGGACCGGGAGUUGCCCGGUCCGAGCGCGGCGGCGGGGGCGCGCGUGCGCCAUGGAGCUGGCGCCGUCCGCCUUCCGCGCGGGCCCGGACUUCUGCCCGGAGUGCGGCACGGUGCUGCCCCUGCCCGGCGUGCAGGACCGCGUCACCUGCGUGUGCUGCGACUUCGCCAUCGCCGUGCGAGACUUUGAAGGCCGCCUGGUGCAGUCAUCCGUGGAGUUUCACAGGCCCAGGGCCGCGGCUGUGCCGGGGGGGGGCGAUGGGCAGGAGGUGAAGGGCCCCGUGAUCGACCGGAAGUGCCCCCAGUGUGGCCACGAGGGCAUGGUGUAUCACACCCGGCAAAUGAGGUCGGCAGACGAAGGGCAGACUGUGUUUUACACCUGUGCUGAGUGCAAGUUCCAGGAGAAGGAAGAUUCUUGAUUGGAGCAACAUGGGGACCAAAGAGCAGAGGAGGCUGGGUGUAAUGCCCCCUUCAUACCAAAAGUGCUUGCUUUUGCCAGAGUGAGAUUCUUUCCUUGGCCCAAGACAUUACCCAGCCCUGACAGUAUUGAUUCUGCCUGCAGUUUGAUGGCAUAGAAUGCAUUUGAAGUCCAGAGGAGCGGAGCUGGGGGAUCAACCUCAGAGCGACCCCUGAUUCCUAGUCUUUGGGAAUUCCAAAUCCAAAUUCCUGUUUCAAAGGACUGUUGAGGUGAUUUCCAGAGUUAUAUACCCCUUACACAGGCACAGUCCCCUUUCUGGCUAGUACCACAGAAGCUGUAUUCUGUAAGGAAAUCCUGUUCCUAUUGAGUGCACUGCAUUUUUUUAAUUUGGAGGAGCCUGGAAAAGGGACUGCCUGAACUUUUUGGGUGGACUGCCUGUCUUCCUGGACAAACCUGGCAUAACUCCUUAUGGAUCGUUUAUAAUAAAAUAAAUUAUAUUA
Alligator sinensis (Chinese alligator) is the source of this 939-nucleotide messenger RNA. It is a transcript of the gene POLR1H, whose product is annotated as zinc ribbon domain containing 1. The transcript has 4 exons. Bases 75 to 440 code for a protein of 121 amino acids. Gene Ontology annotation, molecular function: nucleic acid binding; zinc ion binding; DNA-directed RNA polymerase activity. Gene Ontology annotation, biological process: DNA-templated transcription; termination of RNA polymerase I transcription. The record is from RefSeq and is a predicted model, not a curated record. NCBI's taxonomy places the organism in Eukaryota, Metazoa, Chordata, Crocodylia, Alligatoridae. Gene Ontology annotation, cellular component: RNA polymerase I complex.